Molecule: messenger RNA, 8252 nt
Organism: Syzygium oleosum
Lineage: Eukaryota; Viridiplantae; Streptophyta; Magnoliopsida; Myrtales; Myrtaceae
Product: protein NO VEIN-like
Exons: 13
Coding region: 54-7883 (2609 amino acids)
Biological process (GO): root development; embryo development ending in seed dormancy; leaf vascular tissue pattern formation
Cellular component (GO): nucleus
Source: RefSeq, a predicted model, not a curated record
CUCUCUCUCUCUGGCGCUUCACAGUGCUUCUCCGACUGCUUCCGGCGAAGAAGAUGGACCGGCCACCGCCACUCCGCCCUCGCCCUCCCAGCCGCAGCGGCGGGCGCGGCGGCGGGCCCCCGCCUCCCCUGCAGCAACACCAGAAUCCUUACCGUCCUCAUGCCGGAGCCUGGGCUUCUCCGACUCUUCUCGUGAGACCACAAGAACAUCAUCACCAUCAUCCGCACCAGCAUCAGCAACAUUCCGGUCCGAGCAACGUAGAGCGGCUGGAGAGGAUCGACCGGGCCGUCGCGAAGGCUCGGCGCGAUCUCCUCGCCGCCGGAGAGAGCGUCUCGUCCUGGAAGGUCUCGCAGGCCGCGGUCUUGGCUCUGCAGGUCGAUUCGUGGAGCUCCUUAGGGUUCAGCAUGCAGCAAGUGCCCUCUCUUAAGAGCUUAAUGGCUGUUGAAGGAAAGAUAAAUGCAUUUAUCCAUUGCUUUGUGGAAACCCGGAAAAUCACCUCAUUGUAUGACAUGCAAAGAGCAAUCUGCAAAAAUGAGGGCAUUGAACGAUUUGAAGAGCUUGAAUUGGGCCCUUUUUUGCGAUAUCCGCUUGUUAUGUAUUACUUUUCAGUGAACAGCGAUGUGACUGAAGUGUUCGAGAUAACUAGUGAGGAGAUUGUGUAUUACCUUGGUGAGUUCUUAUUUAAACGCAAGAGUGGGAAACGCAAGAGUAGAAAACCCGUUGAGAUUGGGGACCUUCUCAGUUUUAUAGCAAAAGAGAAAUCAGUCUCAGGAGCUGAAAAGCUUGGAGUACGAAUUCGGAACUUGGGGCUUCAUAUAUCCUUUAUCUUAGAUGCAAAGAGAUCGGAAGCAACAUGCUCGAGGACAUUUUUGAAGGAAGAUUCUAUUGGCAAGGACUUAAAUUUCGUUUCUUCAAGUUCAGAUGAUGAAGAUGGUGAUGACUUAAAUGAAGAUAAAAAGCGCGAUGAUGAUAGUUAUCAAGACAAAAAAUCAGGCCAAAACAUGCUUGUUGAUGCAUUUGUAAGUUCGCAGAUUAUUGAGAGCGAAAAUCUCACUUACGCAGAAUGGCUUAAAAGAGACAUGGAAGAGCGGGACAAGAUUCUGAUGGAUAGAGCCAAUUACACAAAAAAGGGUAGAAAAAAGAAAGGUGCUACACUGGUUCUGGAGACUAGUACUAUGAGAAUCUUCAUGAAAAAAUGGAAGGAAGCGUGUCGAGCAUGUUCUCUUCCUGUGGUCAUCGAGGAAAUGCUAAACAAGUACGUGCUUCACCAGAAAAAGCGACGCAAGAUGGGCACCAUGCUUCCAGCAUAUCCCUUGAUUGGGUUGUUGAAUGUCGCUGUAACUUGUAUCAAAUGUGGAAUGUUGGAGGAUGAAUAUGAUGCUAUUGGCAAACAAAUGUUGAAUGGAAUCAAUCUGCCAACCCCCCUGCCUGUAAGCAAAGAUACACAACCAAGUUUAGAGAAUGCAUCCGACAAGGCCAGGCACAGUGAAGAUACAAAAAGUGUCACUGUUGAAGACAUUGCCAGAGAAAUUGGUGCUUAUUUUCAGCUUGAUCAGGAAAAAACGAGCAACAACAAAUCAGUUCUGGAGAUGAGAGUUAAUUUGUUGAGAAAGCUUGUUGACUGUGACUCUUGGCUGGCAAAGCAAUUUUUUGUUCAUGAAUUUGAGUCACUUGGUCAUGGAGAGUUUUUUAGUUUCUUGACAGAACACAUAUCUCUUAUGCCUACUGGGCUGAAACGGUUAUUGAAUGGUGACAUAUAUGAGAAGUCCCACUUUGAGGUUUGCAUGCUGCAGCAUCAGUUGAUGGUACUAAUAUCACAAGCAUUGAAUAGCUUGUGGGACAGUGAAGUAGUGACCAAACAGAUGAUUUCGACAUUGCUUUUGAAGCAAUUUCCUAAUCUCAGUUUCAAAAUGGAAGUUGGUUCAGUGGAGGAUUAUCUAAAUAUUGUUGGGGAGUAUAGAGGUAUCGCAAUGUCAAAGUGUGUCCUUUUCUCUCAGACACUGAUGGGUGCCCAUGGUCAAGCUAUGCCGGCACUUGAUGAUGAUUAUGCGGUUGAACUUGAAACCAUUGGUAGAGGAACUGAUGUCUCACAGAAAAUAGGAAAAUUGGAAUCAGUCUCAUCUCAGGAUGCAAUUGAAGUCUUACUAAGGGCGCCAAUGCUGUCAGAUUUAAGUUGUUGGUCACAUUGGGACAUUAAGUUUGCUCCAUGUCUUGGCCCUCUUAUAGGAUGGUUGUUGAAUGAAGUUAAUAGAACAGACUUGUUGUGUUUACUGACAAAAGAUGGUAAUCUGAUCCGGAUUGAUAGUUCAGCUAGCGUGGAUUCAUUUCUGCAAUCUGUCCUUCAACUAUCACCUUUUGAAACAGCGGUUCAGUUGCUCUCUUUGUUCUCAAUUCUUGGGGGACAAAAACAUGCUCCUCUGUCUCUUUUAAAAUGCCAUGCACGUCGUGCAUUUGAAGUCAUUUUGAAUGAUCGUCUGGAACAUAAGGAAGUGACCAAUAGUUGGAAUUUUCAGAUGAAAGAAAAAGCAGCUGGUAUGUCAAAGCUGUUGGAUGAAGUUUGUGCUAGUAGAUCAUUCACGAAUUCCACUGGCACAUUUAAUGAAAUGCUUGUUGCUUCAAGAUAUUUUCUUGAAUGCCUCGGUUAUUUUCCUUCAGAGUUUCGUACUUUUGCUGCUGAUGUGUUACUAUCUGGUUUGCAAUCUGUCAUUAAACACGUACCUUCAAUUAUAUUGUCAGAAUGUAAACUUCUGGAGGAACGAGUCAUGCUUCAUGAAGUGGGACUCUGUCUUGGUGUUGUAGAGUGGAUUGAGGACUACCAUGUUUUCUGCUCCUCUACUGUUGGUGAGAUGUGUAAGCCCUGUGAAGCUCCAUCAUUCAAAGCUGACACUUCUAAGUCAAGCACAGGCUUACUGUCUGCUAUUUACAAUCCACAAAAAUCAUCUCCUGCAGAAGAAGACAAGAUUGUGCUCUCUCUUGUUUCUAAGGGUCAGAGUAACAUAUGUAAUGAAAUUUGUCACAGUUCUGAUAGUCCAGAAGUCUGCAUAGAUAAGAGUCUGGCACAAAAUGAAUCUGUUGAAUACAAGGAUGCUUACUUAAUCAUUGAAUCUAUCAGGCGAGAAGAAUUUGGUCUUGAUCCUAGUCUUUCUAGUACAGAAAGUAGCUUGUUGAAAAAGCAACAUGCCCGUCUGGGGAGAGCACUUCAUUGUCUUUCACAGGAGUUAUACUCUCAGGAUUCUCAUUUUCUUCUUGAAUUAGUUCAAAAUGCUGAUGAUAAUACAUAUUUAGAAAAUGUUGAGCCAGCUCUUGUAUUCGUUCUUCAGGAGACAGGCAUCAUUAUCCUGAAUAAUGAACGGGGCUUUUCUGCUCAAGACAUUAGAGCAUUAUGUGAUGUAGGCAAUUCUACAAAAAAAGGAAGUGCUGGAUAUAUAGGGAAGAAAGGCAUUGGAUUCAAAUCAGUAUUCCGUGUUACUGAUGCACCAGAGAUUCAUUCCAAUGGGUUCCAUGUAAAGUUUGACAUAAGUGAGGGACAAAUUGGUUUUGUUUUGCCAACUGUUAUACCCCCUCUUGAUCAUAAUGUGCUAAGCAAGUUGACAUCCGCUAAUUCUGUUCAGUUUGAUACUGGCUGCUGGAAAACUUGCAUUGUUCUUCCCUUCAAAUCAGAUUUGUUAGAAGGAACUGGAAGGAAUAAUGUCAUAUCCAUGUUUUCAGAUAUUCAUCCAGCCUUGCUACUGUUUCUUCAUCGUCUGCGGUGUAUUGCAUUCAGAAAUAUGCACAAUGAUUCACUAAUUGUCAUGAGAAAGGAAACUUCUGGUAAUGGCAUCAUUAGGGUUUCAUAUGGUACGGAGGAAAUGAAUUGGUUUGUUGCAUGCAAGAAGUUACAUGGGAAUAUUGGUCGUUGCAAUAUCCAAACAACAGAGAUCGCCUUGGCAUUUGGACUUAAAGAAUCAACAGCUGGAAAUUAUAUCCCGUGUCUUGAUAUGCAACCUGUUUUUGCAUUUCUUCCUCUAAGAACUUAUGGUCUGAAAUUUAUACUGCAAGGUGAUUUUGUUCUUCCCUCAUCUAGAGAAGAAGUUGAUGGGAAUAACCCUUGGAACCAAUGGUUGUUGUCGGAGUUUCCUGAUUUGUUUGUGAAUGCGGAGGGAUCUUUCUGUUCUCUUCCUUGUUUCAGGGACAACCUAGGAAAAGCUGUGACAGCUUACAUGAGCUAUGUUCCAUUGGUCAGUGAAGUCCAUGGAUUUUUUUCGACUCUUCCCCGAAUGAUCAUCUCUCAGUUACGCCACUCAAACUGUCUACUUCUGGAAGGAGAUGAUGCCACGUGGGUGCCCCCUUGCAAGGUUGUCCGAGGUUGGAAUGAAGAGGCUCGAGUUCUUUUACCUGAUCAUUUGCUUCAAGAGCAUCUUGGCCUGGGAUUUCUAAAGAAAGACAUAAGUCUAUCUGAUCCUUUGGCAAGGACAUUGGGGGUCGAGGAGUAUGGCCCAAAACUUCUACUUCAGAUUAUAUCAUCUUUAUGCAAGAAAAAGGAUAGCCUUCCAUCAAUGGGUUUGUCUUGGUUGUCUGUGUGGCUGAAUGCAAUUUAUGAAAUGUAUGUGCAUUCAGUGCAAGCAUCACGAGACCUUGGAAUGGGCACAGAUAUUGUAGAAACCCUCCGUAAGCUUCCUUUUAUUCCUCUCUCUGAUGGUACAUUCAGCUCGGUUGAUGAAGGUACGAUCUGGCUGCACUUUGAUGUAUCUGGGAAUGAUGGUGAGCAUGGAAUGGAUGCUUUCCCAAUGUUAUAUGCAAAACUUCGCAUUGUAAACCCUGCCUUCGUAACUGCAUUGGAUGCUGAUAUCUAUCAUGUAGACAUGUCUUCAAAGGACAACAUCAUCAGGAUGCUCCAUAUUGCGGGUGUGCAACGUCUAUCUACACAUGAAAUAAUGAAGAUGCACAUCUUGCCUUCUAUAUGUGAUGACAAAAGUGCAAGUUGGAACAAGAAUCUGAUGACAGAAUUUCUCUGCUUUGUGUUUAUCCAUCUACAAUCUAGCUGCCCUAGUUGCCAUGUUGAAAGAGAUUUUCUGAUAUCAGAGUUGAGAAACAGAGGUUUCAUUCUAACAAAUCAGGGCAACAAAAGGCCGAUUGAGGUACCGAUCCAUUAUGGUAAAGGAUUUGGAAGCUCUUUUGACCUCUGUAAAUUGUUCAACAACAUUCAAAUGGAAUGGCAUGAGGUAGACACCAUCUACUUGAAGCAUUCUUCAACUAAAUCUGUCGUCAAUGGAAAGAAAAAGUGGAAGAGAUUUCUUGAAGAAAUAGGCAUCACAGAGUUUGUGCAAGUAGUUAAAGUUGAUCGGAGAAUGGUUGAUAUGCCGGAUACAUGGUUUGGGAAGGCAGGAGUGGAAAGAGACCAUGUCUCCUCAGGAUCUGUAGCUGAAGAUUGGGAAUCCACUGAGUUGGAUUAUUUAUUGUCCUUGCUGUCAGCAAGUGGAAAUCGUGGUGGUUGUAAAUUUCUCUUAGAGGUUUUCGAUAAAUUGUGGGAUGAUUGCUUUAGCAACAAAAUCAUAGGUUACUUUAACGAUAAGUACAAUGGGAAUAGGACACCCUUUAAAUCUUCAUUCCUAAACAGCAUCUGUGGUGUUCCAUGGUUUGUUUCAUGCAUGGAUGACAAACUUCACUAUCCUAAGGACUUAUUCUAUGACUGUGAUGCUGUGCACUCUAUUUUGGGUUCUUUUGCUCCCUAUGCUGUUCCAAAGGCGAGAAGUGUGGCUCUUUUACAUGAUAUUGGGUUUAAGACCAGAGUUACCGUUGAAGAUGUUGUGGAAAUACUGAGAGUCUGGAGAAGAUCAGAGACCUCUUCUAAGUUUAGUGUUGCACAAAUGUCAAAAGUAUACACUUUCCUAUGGAAAGAAGUUGAUACUUCAAAAAAGAAUAUUGUUGAAGAUCUCAUCUCUGAGCCAUUUAUAUUCUUUCCUUCUUUAUGUGCCUCUGGGGCCAAGGAAGUUGUGUUGGGCUCAUUUUUGUUGCCAAAAGAAGUUUGUUGGAACGAUUCAAUUGAGUUCUUGAACGAAAUGGAAGAAAAUGAUUCCGAGUCUGGUGCAGUUGGAGCAAAGCAUAGCCUGUUGAGCAGGACAUUGUGCAAUAUAUAUCCAGGCUUGCGGGAUUUUUUUGUCAAUAUAUGUGGGGUUGACGAGAUUCCUUCUUUCCAAGAUCAUUUUCAGAAUCUGCUCCAUCUAUCAACUACCGUUUUGCCUUCACAAGCAGCAAAAUAUGUUUUCAAGGUUUUCUUGAAGUUGGUAGAUGAACUGAAAUGUGGAAAGGUUAGUUCUGAAGAUACUUUACAAGUUAGUGGAUAUCUUAAAAAAUCAGAAUAUACCGUGCUUCCCACAUUUCGUAAUAGAUGGGUUUCUCUGCACCCUUCCUUUGGACUUGUGUGCUGGUGUGAUGAUGAGAAGCUAAUGAAAGAAUUCGGGAUUUUGGAUAAAAUUGAACUUCUGCAUUUUGGGGAGCUCGUUGAUGAUGAAAAGGAGAUGAUUUAUGUCAAAUUGCCUCUUCUCAUGCAUACUCUGGGGAUUCCUGCAUUUUCUGAGGUUGUAACUCGUGAAGCCAUAUAUUACGGUCCAAUGGAUUCUAGCUCCAAGGCUUCUUUUGUAAACUGGGUUCUUCCUUAUGCUCAGCGUUAUAUUUACUAUGAACAUCCCGACACAUAUGCCAAACUGAAACAGUCUGGAUUUUAUAAUCUGAGUCAUUUGCGUGUUUUCGUUGUGGAGAGAUUAUACUAUAAGAAUAUCAUAAGGGAUUUGAACAUUGCUUCUUUAAAGCGAUUGGAGACCACAUCGGUUCUUGAGGGCAAUACUUUAUACGUCACUCCAGAGUCUGAUUCCCAUGCCUUGUUCAUGGAGAUUUCUCGUCUAUUCUUUGAUGGUACUCCGAACAUUCACUUGGCAAAUUUUCUUCACAUGAUCACGACAAUGGCAGAGUCAGGUUCUCAAGAGGAGCAGGUAGAGUCUUUCAUCGUGAAAAGCCAGAAGGUGCCAAACCUACCGGGUGAUGAACCCGUGUGGGCCAUUUCCUCAGGAUCUUUGUGUGAGGAUGAUGGAUCACUAGAGAACAGCAGCUUUUCAGCAACAAGAGAAGUGCCAAAAUUCUUUAAGGCCAAGAGAAGGGCAGGAGUUACCUCGACUUGGCCUCCUUCGGACUGGAAAAGUGCACCAGGGUCAGCUUCUUCUCCUUAUAGCCAAGUUGAAACACAGGCAGUAACUGAAACUGCUAGUACUUGCUCGCAAGUGAAACAGGAGGAUAGUCAUGAAUUAAUUGGAGAAAGUGGUGGUGGCUAUGAGGUGAUUGUUGAUUUUACCACUGAGGAUGUAGCGGCAGUUUCUCCAAUCGAACUUGCAGUUUCUGAUAGAGCAACUGAUUUCAGCAAUUUGGAUUCUUGUGCAGAUGUCUCAGCUAAUCAAAUUGACACGACUCCAGUGUCUGAUCUACCUGACUUGGAUCCACCUCAGUUGAUUGGGAAAACAAUUCUCAAUAUCGGCAUGCCUGAUCCAGAACAAGCAAUGUUAGUGGGAAAACUAGGAGAACGUGUUGCUUUUAAACAUCUUGCCAAGAAAUUCAGUCGGAGUUCUGUUAAGUGGGUCAAUGAAGAUAGUGAAACUGGUCUACCCUAUGACAUCACCAUAGAGGAUGGAGAAGGACUUCAAUACGUAGAAGUCAAAACAACUCAAUCAGAGGAGAAAGAUUGGUUCUCCCUGUCAACGAAUGAGUGGCAAUUUGCAGAUCAGAAAGGUCGAAAUUUCAGCAUAGCACAUGUCAUUUUGCUAGGCCAUGGCAGAAACAAAAUCAAAAUAUUUUCAAAUCCAGCUGAACUCUGUCGCUCUGGGAAGUUGCAAUUGGCCAUUGUGAUGCCCAGCUAGCCAAUAUGCACUUAGUGGCUCUGCUUGUGUCAAGCCUCCAUUCCUUGAUUAGGCAGUGUAUGUAGUGACACCGAACAACCGGUAGAGCCGAUGAGUAUCUUACUUAGAUACAGAGAAGUUUGGUUUUAAUCUUUCAUGGUUGGUGAUGGAAGGAGAUGCAAGUGACGUGAAGAGGUCAUUCUUCUGUGACUUCUGAAGAUGGUUAAGCUUUGUACAACUAGCCUUUAGAAUGAGCUGCACAGUCUCUUAAGCAUGAUUGCGCAACUUGUGCCAUGUAGUUAUUUAGAUGGACUUAUAUUAAUCAUCACAUUUUUUGUUAAUCUCUUUAGUUGUGGUUUUCGAUAGUUAAUGGCAGUCUUAAUUUCCUAA